CUCUAAGUAAGAAACACGUAUUUUCGUACCAUUGAACGUCCGUCAAAUGGGUGAGAAAUUUCAUAUUUUGUCACUGAACUGCACACGUUUGUAUGUCAACUCUCUUGUAAUUCUAACAACACACGCAAAUGGCUAUCUGAAUAAGAGUUAAUAAGAUAGGGCCACCCCGUCAUAAAUGGAUUAGAUAGAUAGAUUUCAGGCCAGAAAAUUCAUGAGAGCUUCUUCUCCUUCUCUUUUCUCUAUGCAGCAACUCCAUUUUUGAGAUGGAAUCAGCACUUUCAGCUACAGCGCCGACAUUCACUUUCUUCUCCAUUUCCAAUCCCCUAAACCGUCAUUUCUCCAACAGCAAAUACCCUCCCAUCGCUCCGCCCAUCCACACUCAUCUUUUCUCUCAGGGUCGAGUCGUUAGCCCUCUCGCCUCCCUCUCCUAUUCGUCUCCUCCAAGGAGCUUGUGUGCCGCCUCCAUUCCCAAACGCUUACACCGCCGUUUGGACUGCGUCGCGAGUUCCAACGCUUCUUCUGGGACCGGCGGCGGCGGCGGAGGCGUGUUUGGUGGCGAUGAUGGGAGUGGCGGCGGCGGUGGUGGGGAAGGGAUGGACGGCGGAGAUUCGAAGACGAAAUUGGGAGCGGGAGCGGCUGAUGAGCUCUCUGCCUUGCCUGCCGAUGUUAUUAUUCUUGAUGUUGGGGGAAUGAGUUGCGGCGGGUGUGCAGCGAGUGUGAAGAGAAUACUAGAAAGUCAACCCCAAGUGUCUUCUGCGACUGUCAAUCUCACAACGGAGACAGCAAUAGUGUGGCCUGUUUCAGAUGCCAAGGUUGUACCAAAUUGGCAAAAGGAGUUAGGAGAGGCACUAGCAAGACAGCUAACUAGCUGUGGUUUUAAAUCCAACCUUCGAGGUUUUCAUAUGAUUCAUGCAAAUUUGGUGGGUUUAGUGGCAGGUCAGGAAGCUAUUGAAGGAGACCUCUCAGCAUGAUAAUGAAAAACAUCCUGUUGAAGAGCAACCAUAAUUCCUUAUGGUCAACCGCGGCAGCCACUUGGAUAAAUUAGUUGGAGAGAGGAUUCUUUGGUGCUGAAGAACCCUAAUCUUUUGAAGAAUUAGUUGUGACCAUUUAUAGUAGUUAUCAAGAAACUGAGGUCUUUUCCUUCUUGGAAUGCUAAUUGUAUUCUACAGUAAGACAUUAACAACGGUGAAUGAAUAAUAUCGACUUUGGACAUAUUACCAUAAGUGUUAGAAUUUCUUCAAAUAAUGAAUAAUCUAGACUUUGCAUCCUUCACUGCAAUGUAUUCGAAUUACGAUUAUGACACCUUCAGAUACAUUUGGAUUGUCGGUUAGUUUCGGUGUAAUACCUUUUCCCUCAAAUCAUAGGGAAAACCGGUUGAAUGACAUCUUUUCGUGAGUUUAACCCUAUCAUUUCUCCGGUUCGAGACCGAUGCCUUAAGGUGCAGUAGCGGACUUACGGAGGAUCCGGUUGACGAUUUUGGACCA
Molecule: messenger RNA, 1484 nt
Organism: Durio zibethinus
Lineage: Eukaryota; Viridiplantae; Streptophyta; Magnoliopsida; Malvales; Malvaceae
Product: copper-transporting ATPase PAA1, chloroplastic-like
Molecular function (GO): metal ion binding
Source: RefSeq, a predicted model, not a curated record